AAAGCGAUUGUGUUUUGCACAUCCUAAUUAAAGUUGGCCUAGUUGAACUUGUUUAUGGUAUAUGAUUUACGGCGGAGUAUAUCCAGGUUUUAAAUAAAGAUUUAAGUAUGGAUAUUGUUGGAGGAACAUAUAAGGUAAAUGAAGGUUUUGACUGGUCCAAAGAUUGCCAGAAUGGAUCGACUAUAGGUGGAAAUAAUGUCGCCAAGCAGGAAAGGGAAGCCGAUGUCGAACACGUGCUGACUGGGGUUUCUGGGACAUUUGAAGAUUCAAUCGAGAAAGAUGUAGAAGAUUUAUCCGACACAGCGUUGAUUUACAAUGUUAGCGAUUCCCCACCUAUACAUUUGUCAAUCAUUUUCGGAUUCCAGCAAGCACUUCUUUCACUGUCAGGGAACCUUACAGUAUCUUUGUUGAUAGCAGAAGUAAUUUGUGCCGAAACUGACGAAGAAAUAAAAGCGAAAUUACUUGGAACUACUUUGUUCAUGAGCGGCGUAACAACGCUAUUGAUGACAUUUGUUGGCACACGACUUCCGCUUUUUCAAGGAGCAGCAGGCGAUUACGUCAUACCGCUUCUAGUUAUGGUAGCCAUUGACAAAGACCGUUGUGACCUUGACCCGGAACUUGUUACAAGAUCACAAGAAGAGGCCCUGCUGGCAAACGAGACAAUAGACAUGAUAGCUAUCAAAAGACCUAUUGUGAUGACGAAUAUUCAAUCACUUCAGGGAAGUUUGAUCCUGGCUGGGUUGAUUCAUUGUCUGAUUGGUUCGACGGGUCUAGUUGGUAUACUGUUACGGUUUAUCGGUCCAGUUACCAUAGUUCCUGCCAUAUUGUUGAUUGGAAUUUAUAUCGUUAGAGCGACGGUCACAUUUGCAAAGGUUCAAUGGGGAAUAUCAUUUAUGACAUGCGCGAUUUCUUUAAUUUUGGCACUAUACAUGUCUAAACUGAAGCUUCCGUUUCCGGUAUGGACAAGAAAACAUGGCUGUUACAUUACUAGGUAUCCUUUUCAUCAAAUGUUUGCGAUUCUUAUUGCAAUUCUGAUUGGUUGGGCAGUUUGUGGGAUAUUAACUGUAACUGACGUAAUAGCAGACGACAAAAAUUCCACUUCCUAUUACACCCGAACGGACGCCAGAAGUCACAUUCUCACCACAGCUAAAUGGUUCUAUUUUCCUUACCCAGGGCAGUUUGGACCAAUCGACUUCAGCGUGAGUGUUUUCCUUGGAUUCAUGAUAGCGACCUUCACCUCUAUUCUUGAUUCCAUUGGUGAUUACUACGCAUGCGCAUCAAUGUGUCGCGUGCCACCGCCGCCAUCACAUGCGGUCAACAGAGGUAUCGCCAUCGAAGGCUUUUGCUCGGCUAUAGCGGGUUUAUUAGGUUGUGGACAUGCGACCACGACCUACGGAGGGAACAUCGGAGCUAUUGGGGUUACGAGGGUUUCAAGUCGCCAUGUGUUUUUUGUGACUGGUAUGAUAUAUGUAAUAUUUGGCAUCAUUGGCAAAAUAUCUGCAGUGUUUAUCUGUAUACCGUAUCCUGUCUUAGGUGGUGCCUUAAUUACCAUGUUUGGCAUGUUCACUGGUGUCGUAUUAUCCAAUUUAAAAGUUAUUGACCUAAGUUCGAGUCGAAAUCUAGCAAUAAUUGGAACUGCUAUAUUUGCCGGGUUGAUGGUGCCUUACUGGAUAGAGACGUUCCCGAAAGAGUUACAGACAGGAAAUGCAAAGGCAGACGAAAUUUUCAAAAUUCUUCUUGGCAAUCCAAACAUGUUUGGUGGCGUUCUUGCCUGUAUUCUAGAUAAUACAGUCCCAGGUACUAUCGAAGAGCGGGGGAUAGCAACGUGGCAGAAUGUAGAUGAUCCGGAAAAUACCACAUAUGUCGAGGGUCCAGAGAUUUAUACCCCGCCAUUGACCGCCCGGAUGAGAAAAUCUAAGAUAUUAAGAUUUAUACCAUUUUUACCAGAUCCCACAACUUGAAUUCUAUUGUAUAUGUUUACAAAAAAAAUACAACUAACCGUUAUCAAAUGUUUGUAUAUUUUGUGACAGUGGUUGUUUGUUUGUUGGAAGUUACUGUAUGGAGGAUGGUUUGACAAAAUCGUUAAUUUAGAGGUUUCUAACCUCAAGUGCUCAUGCUGAGUUACUUUCCCUAGUGUAAUAUACAUUGUUUCCUUCCUCGUCAGUCACUUCCGGUGAUGGUUAUGAGACGAUCAGCCUUACAUUUUCAUAUAACGUAUAUGUACCAAUGCUGCAAGACAAUGUUUGCUUAAUACAAGAUAUUGUACUCACCUAUUCGGACUUUGUAGAAAAUUUCAUUACAAUACCAUUUUGUACCGUCUUUAUUUAAUUUUAUAGAAAUUUAUUAUUUGAAGAUUUUAGAGUGUUAUAGAAAGGUCACUAGUAACGUAUACAGAACACUGUAUUUCUGCAUCAGCAGAAACUUUCAUUGACGUAUGACCAAACAAUGAGCUCAUUUUUCCGUUCAAAUCAGGACUGUUAACAUUCAGAAGUUUAUUCUAACAUAAUCAUCGGAGAUGUUGAAUUGCCAAAAGAAUUUGCAUUGAUGCCUGUUAUGACUUGGAAUGUUUUUUACAUAUAAAAUAGUUACUAGUAAAUGUGUUUCAAAACUUGAUAUUAACAUACAAAUCGAUUCAAUAAAUGAGCCGCGUCACGAC
This is a messenger RNA of Ruditapes philippinarum (Manila clam), 2656 nucleotides long. Its product is annotated as solute carrier family 23 member 2-like. Gene Ontology annotation, biological process: transmembrane transport. Gene Ontology annotation, cellular component: membrane. The transcript is spliced from 12 exons. The coding region runs from base 108 to 1961 and encodes 617 amino acids. NCBI's taxonomy places the organism in Eukaryota, Metazoa, Mollusca, Bivalvia, Venerida, Veneridae. The record is from RefSeq and is a predicted model, not a curated record. Gene Ontology annotation, molecular function: transmembrane transporter activity.